Molecule: messenger RNA, 537 nt
Organism: Aspergillus oryzae RIB40
Lineage: Eukaryota; Fungi; Ascomycota; Eurotiomycetes; Eurotiales; Aspergillaceae
Exons: 2
Coding region: 1-537 (178 amino acids)
Source: RefSeq, a predicted model, not a curated record
AUGGACCAAGCACCUCCAACUCCACCCACCCCCGCCUCCCAGGAGAGCAUCAUGCCCGAAUUUACCCCUAUCAACGGCAAUACGGAUAAACCUUCGGCUCCCUCCCCUUCGGCCGCAGCAACAAGCAACCCCACCAAGCGCGGCAAGAAAUCCACAGCCACCAACGGCGAGAAAGCCUCACCUCCCAAGAAGGCCAAAGGAGCAGCGGGAUCCAGCCCCUCGAAGAAGAGCAUCGGACCCAUCCCGACCUCUUUUGAGGCGGCCGGAUUAUCCGAUAGAAUGAUAAUCCAGAUGCGGGAUGAAGAGGGCAAAAAUUGGGGUGAGAUUAAUGAGUCUUGGAUGAAGAUGACUGGUAUCAAGGUGGGGACUAGUACGCUUCGAAUGAGGUAUACGACUAUGAAGGCGAAUUUUGUGGAGUUUACUGGGGAGGACGUAUGUGCUUCUUCUCUUUUCGUUGCUUUUUUGGCUUUGAUUAUGGUAUAUGCUGACGGUAGUUGUGUAGGAAGCAAGACUUCUUCGUUUGAAGAAGGAGAUUGA